GGCGGCGGCGGCUGGAGAGCCAUUUCCUUUCUGCUCGCACGGCCGGCGAGGCUCCACCUCUUCCUCGAGAAAGUGGAUUUUGAAUUUCCCAACGCAGGGGGCUGCCUCCGCCGGAGAAGCAGCGCUUUCCCAAGCCCGAUCGCCGGUGGUCUCCCAGGAUCCCUCUGCCAAUCACCCCUUUGCUGUGAGAAAUGGAUAACAGCUGCAAAGCCAAGAGAACCAUUAACAGAACAACCAUAGAGGUGAAGAAGGAAAUUAUUUCCAAACAUGAAAGUGGUGCCCGUGUACGUGACCUGGCAAGGCAGUUUGGUAUAGCCAAAUCGACAAUUUGUACCAUCUUAAAAAAUAAAAAAGCCAUUAAAGGAGCCAACGUUGCAAGAGGCGUUAAAACACUGACAAAACAAAGAACGCAGACCAUUGAGGAAGUGGAAAAAUUGCUUUUCAUAUGGAUAACUGAAAAACAGCUGGCCGGUGACAGCAUUUCUGAGAGCAUGAUUUGUGAAAAAGCUUUACGUUUGCAUGCGGACCUUGUCAGAAACAUCCCUGGAGCGAGUGAGGGUGAGAUUUUCAAGGCAAGCAGAGGGUGGUUUGAUAAUUUUAAGAGGAGAAGUGGGAUACACAUUGCGGCGAGACAUGGUGAAGUUGCCAUUGCCAACAGAGAAGACGCCGACCAAUUUGUUUUGGAAUUUCAAGGUUACGUAGCGGCUGAGGGUUUCCUUCCCCAACAAGUGUUCAACUGUGACGAGACAGGCCUCUUUUGGAAGAAAAUGCCCAAGAGGACCUACAUAACAGAGGAGGAGAAAUCAUUGCCAGGACACAAGCCCAUGAAAGACAGGCUGACCCUUUUAUUAUGUGCGAACGCAAGUGGAGAUUUCAAGUUGAAGCCUUUGCUGGUCUACCUUUCGGAGAACCCCAGGGUAUUUAAGAAAAACAAUGUCAUCAAAAGCGAAUUGCCUGUGAUGUGGAGGGCAAACAGCAGAGCUUGGCUGACCAGGCGGUUUUUCGUUGAGUGGGUUCACGAAGUGUUUGGGCCAAGCGUGAAAAAAUACCUCCAGGACCAAAAUCUUCCACUGAAGUGCCUGCUUGUUAUGGAUAACGCUCCAGCCCACCCUCCAGGAUUGGCGGACGAGUUGAUGGAAGAGUUUGGUUUUAUCAGUGUCAAGUUUUUGCCCCCCAACACGACUCCCCUCAUCCAGCCCAUGGACCAGCAGGUCAUGUCUAAUUUUAAGAAGCUUUACACCAAAGCAGUGUUCCAAAUGUGCUCUGAGGUGACCUCGGACCCUGAGCUAACCCUCAGAGAGUUCUGGAAGAACCGUUUCAAUAUCCUACAUUGCUUACAUCUCAUAGACAAAGCUUGGGGCGAUGUGUCUCAGAGAACAUUGAAGUUGGCAUGGAAGGAAUUGUGGCCGGCAGCCGUUCCUGAAGGUGCAUUUGAGGAUGUUGGAGAAGAUGCUGCUGUUGUUGAGGAUAUUGUGUCUCUGGGAAAGUCCCUGGGCUUGGAAGUGAGCAGGGAGGACGUUGAGGAGUUAGUGGAGGACCACAAGACAGAGCUCACCACCGAAGAACUCCAGAACAUUCUGAUGGAGCAGCAACAGGCGGCAACUGAGGAAUUGUCUGAGGAGGAGGAGGAAGAGAAGAGAAGAGAAAACGUUCCUACUGCCCUGAUCGAAGAAAUGUGUGCGAAAUGGGCUGAAUUGCAAAGCUUUGUUGAAAAAUAUCACCCUGAUGCCGCUGCUGUCAGUCAUGCCACCAACACGUUCAAUGAUAGCGCUAUGUCUCACUUUAGACAAAUUUUAAAACAACGGAAAAGAUCCGCUGAGUCUGAACCAGGUGUCAGUGGUGUAAGAAGGGAGUCAGCUAGAGGGAUUCUGGAAGAGGGCUACAGGACACUUGAACAGCAGUCACCUUUUGUGAUUAUUGAAGGGGACUAUCAUCAACUUUGCAGGCCUCAUCAAGCUUGGUACGUGAGGCCGCUAAGCUGCCCAGGGACGACAAUGAAAGAGGCGCUUGCCGCAGGCUCGGAAGAUUUCAAGACGGAGGUGUUUGAAGAGGGUCUUCCUCACCACAGCCCACCUCACCUGGAGCCCCAGGAGAUCAAGGUGGAGCCAGAGGAAAGGCCUCUGCACUCCUGGGAUGCUCAGUGGCAGGGCUGCCCGCCGGGAGAUGAGCCCUCGCAUUCCACGUGGGACGCCGCUCAGCCGUCAGGGGACGAGACCCCUCCGGUUAUCCCGGACGUCCGCCGGGAGCCUGCCGGGAAGGGGAGGGCGAAGCGCGUCCCGGCCUUCCGAGACGGAGACUGGAAGAUCUCCAGGACCCUGAAACCAGGAGACCCAAACGGGAAGGGCGAUGUCCCGAGCGGAGGCAACAUCGACACGGAGGCCAAGCGCCAGCGUUUCCGGGGUUUCCGCUACUGGGAGGCCGAGGGGCCUCGCACAGCCUGCGACCGGCUCCAGGAGCUGUGCUACGGCUGGCUGAAGCCGAAGAGGCACACCAAGGAGCAGAUCUUGGAGCUGGUGGUCUUGGAGCAGUUCCUGGCCGUCCUGCCGCCGGAGAUCCAGAGCUGGGUGAGGGAUGGUCGCCCCGAGACCUGCAACCAGGCGGUGGACCUGGCAGAAGCCUUCCUGCUGAGGCCUCAAGAGGAUCUGGACACGUACGACGAAGUGGUUGUGGGCCUGUCGGAUGGAGACCAGGGUUUGAUGGAGACCGAGGUGAAGGAAGAGGUCGACGACAGCCCUAGCUCGCCAGGACGUGAAAUAUUGUUGGAUGAAAGCGGAAAGGAAGCGCGGCAUGUGUCUGCCGAAGAAUCGGAGUCCGAUAUGGAAGAGGAAGAAUGUGAGAUGGAAGAAGGGAGCUUUGGCGAUCUGGGCGGAGCAGAGGGACACAUGGCAAACGAAAUCCAAGUCUGGAAGAUCACGGGGCCCCAGAGCUUGCAGGAGGGCAUGGGCAGACACGUGUGCCCCGUUUGCGAGAGAGCGUUCACUCGCAAAUCGAGCCUCAACCGACACCUGAUAAUCCACUCGGGAGAGAAGCCCUACAGGUGUCUCGACUGCGGGAAGGGCUUCAACCGCAGGACCAACCUGAUGGCUCACGAGGCCGUCCACACCGAAGAGAAGUCCUACCAGUGCUCCGAGUGCGGGGAGAGCUUCAAGCCAAAAUGGGGCAUCGCCCCGUACCAGGUGGAUCCCACGGGGGAGAAGGUCUACAAGUGCUUGUCGUGCAAGAAGAACCUCCGGCAGACGGGCAGCGUGAUGAGUUGGCGGCUGCUGAACGAGCAAGGGAAGGAGAUCCAGCCGCAGCCCUCGGACGUGCCGGGCCCCGAGAAGGAGGAGAACGUCCCCGAGCACCAGAACGAACCUGAGAUCGAUCUGGGGAAGGACGUGUCUGUGGGGACAAUCGAGUCGGUGAUCGUUCCGGGCGGCGACCUUUGCUUCAUCAAGACCCCGGCGAAGUUGUACAAGGGGAAGCGGAUGAGCCCCUGCCCCGUGUGCGGUAAGGUCUUCGCCACACAGUCGAGCGUCAACCGGCACCAGAGGAUCCACACGGGGGAGAAGCCCUACAAGUGUUCCUACUGCGGGAAGAGCUUCAACCAGAAGACCAGCCUGCUCACCCACGAAGUCAUCCACACCGAGGAGAAGCCGUACCAGUGCUCCGACUGCGGGAAGAGCUUCCGGCACUCGUCGGGCCUUCAAGUGCACCAGAGGAUGCACACGGGAGAGAAGCCGUACACCUGCCUGGUCUGCCGCAAGAGCUUCAGCCAGCGGGCGCACGUGAUCAAGCACAUCGUGAGGAAGCACAAGGGGGAGAAACCCUCGUCCUACGUCUCUCAGCCGUCCGAGAGCUGAGGCGCGCGUCCCCUCCGGGCUCCCGGACUAAGAUACAAGAGCAGACUGCAGUCUUAGCGUAGUUUGUUUAGGUGUAAGAAUCCCCGCCCGCUCAGGAUCCGCUCCUGACUUUUUGGGACUGGACAUGCCUCUUUCUUGGAAAGAGAAAAAUCCCAGGCCAGUGUACUCAAGCAGAGUCACAACAGGCACACUCCUCUGAGGGAAUUUGACUGUGCCGCUAUAUCGGAGGUGAUUUGAGCAAUCGCACUUAGUCUCUGGAUGGGCAGCGUUUGUUGCCGUCUCAUGGAGGCCGAUCGGAAAGAGGGAAAACCUCUGCAGCGAAUCGCUUGCGAGUCCUGCCCCUGCUCACUAGCGUACCCUGAUGCCCAGCAUGGGAACUGCAGCGAUAGUUAACACCAGAGCUUUUCGGUUGCUAGACAUCCACCUCUGUAUAUGGUUAGGUUGCUGCUGUGCCAAUAAAUGUUGGUUGGUGGGCAUCUGGGGAUGCGCAGAGGGAAUAUACCUCUUUGGGCUAUGAAGAACUUGUUGCAAUUCCAUCCUCCACCCCAUCGAUGAUUUCUCUAUAUUCGGAAUGGAUGGGGCACGAGGAAUACGGUGACAGUUUUCUCUGCGUCAACUGGUCAUGGACAACUUGCGACAUGCAACUAGUCCUAUAUAGUUUCUGUGUGUUUUAGUAACUUGACGUCGGAUUAUGUCUCCGCUGCAAAGUUUUGGUAACUUGGGCUUUGAGCCUCGCAGGUGGGGCUCACCUCUGUGGGUGUACGUAGCAGUGGGCGGCUGAUUCAUUAGGGCAGCUGCUUAUUGGGUCUGGCAGGGCAGAAGGCUGGGAGGCGGAGAGACGACGGCAGGCAGAGCCAGUCUAGUUCUAGUUUCCCCUUAUUCUCCCUGCUCUGCAAGGAGAACACUGUAUGCAGGUGGGUGUUGCUGAGGACCGGCUGAGCUUGGUGGAGCAUUGACCCCCCCCCCAUUUGCCCUAGUGGACCAGCCUCUGUUGCCUGCCGACUGCCAUCUUACAGAUCGCUCAGAGGAGUGUCCCACGCUGCCCUCAGUCCAUUUCUGCCCUUGUAGAACUCAGCAGGAGGGUGGGGACAAAAGCAGUUGGCUCCUCCUAGUCCAACUCUAUGAUUCUCUCGUUGGCUCUGGCGCCACCUGCUCCCUUCCUUCCGCCCCACCACAGCCACUGACCAUUACUCCCCUUAAGUAGUUAUAGGAUUGCAGCCCUAGUCCUUUGGGUAGCAAGGGUGCCGUGUAGAAUUUUUAAUUAAAGUUUAACUCGUGUAUGAAAUGUACGCAGGCAGCCCUGGGUUCAGGCCCCCACCUCCAGCGUCACCCCUUAAAGAAGUGUCUCGGGGGGAACAAUAAGCCUUGGAGCAUUUUUUUUUAAAGAAUAAAAUAGUAUUUUGUAUCAAAGUAAUAGUUUAGUUAGUUUAUUAUCUGCAUCCCGCUUUUCUACUACAAUAAUUAAAGCGGUUUACAAUUCAUGUAAAAAAUAAAAUAGGCUGGGAAAUAAUUUUUAACCAUA
Molecule: messenger RNA, 5364 nt
Organism: Podarcis muralis (Common wall lizard)
Lineage: Eukaryota; Metazoa; Chordata; Lepidosauria; Squamata; Lacertidae
Biological process (GO): regulation of transcription by RNA polymerase II
Molecular function (GO): DNA-binding transcription factor activity, RNA polymerase II-specific; RNA polymerase II cis-regulatory region sequence-specific DNA binding
Source: RefSeq, a predicted model, not a curated record